ACGAAAAGGCCAUAUGCAAGAUGAAGAUGAUGAGGAAGAAACGACAACAAUUCGAACAGUGACAAGAAAACAUCCUCCUCACAAUUUUACUGUACUUGAAGGGGACGCAACCACAGAUUUAUUUUCAUUGAACUACCCCGGGAAGUAUCCUGAAAACACCACGUUUACUUGGUACGUUUCCGCCCCGGAUGGCUACAACAUCUUGAUUCACUUUAAAAACUUAAGUUUAGAAGACGAAUACGACUAUUUGUACAUCGGAUCCGGUCAGGUCCAGCUAUAUCCAGGUACGAUGUUUCAGACAUUAACCGGGUUUGAAAAUCCGGUGGAUAUCUUCUUUCCAGGCAACGAGCUUUACAUCCAUCUCAAUUCGGAUCCUUUCGAAGCUCAUUACGGAUUCUGGAUGCAGUUGACAACAUUCAAAGGAAGCGAUAAUUUUACGUGCCCAGUUGGUACAUCUAUGUGCAAGUAUAGUCGAAGCUGUUAUAUUGAAGAGGACAGAUGUGACGGAGUGCUACGGUGUGAUGAUGGAACUGACGAAGUGGGAUGCAAAUGUCCCGAUCCAUGGUACGAGCGUUGCGGAGAUGGACACUGCCUCGUUAGAACACAGAUCUGCAACAGAAAGGUCGCUUGUAUGGACGACGAAGUCAAUUGCACUUUCGUCUGCAACAAUGGCAAUAAAAUCCGUCCGAGUUAUGUUUGUGAUGGCUUCAACGACUGCAUAGAUAACAGCGAUGAGGAGCAGAAUUGUGUAUGCCUGCCUUUCCAGUACACCUGUAACGAUGGAAAAUGUAUACACACAAACAACAAGUGCAAUGGGAUUGCCGAGUGUACGGACGGGGAAGAUGAAGAGGACUGCACAUGUGCAAGCUGGCAGUUUCAAUGUCCGAACUCGACGUGCAUACCCGGAUGGCUGACCUGUGACGGAAGUGACGAUUGCUCAGACGGAAGUGACGAACAAAAUUGCCCAGUUUGUCCUGGAAGAUACCAUCUGUGUACUGAUAAACGUUGUAUCUCACUGGAUAAGUUAUGCGAUGGCACAACACACUGCGCCAAUGAUGAGGAUGAGCAAAAUUGCGAAACCACGUGUAAUCCAGGACAAGUCACAUGUCCAGAUGGCACAUGCGCAGUCAAUAUAUCAAGUUGCAGGGUCACCACCACGACUAACAUGCCCACAACGACUCCGAUGCCAACGUCGACGCGACCGCCGUCGACAACAGUGCCCGGACUCAUGUCGACAGAAACAAAGUCGACUAUUACCAAGGCUCCAGUCAUAUGCGAAGACUCUGGUUUUGCGUGCAACGACGGAAAAUGCAUCAAACAAGAAUACCGCUGUGACGUCAUAAAAGACUGCGAUGAGGGUGAAGAUGAAGAAAGCUGCAUGGACAUAAAAAAUAGCUGUGAUGGUUUUGAGUCGACUGAUCGCUUUGUUUGUGAUGGUCGGAUGGACUGCCCGGAUGGAUCCGAUGAAGAUAACUGCCCUUGUGGUGAUCGCCCCAUAAUGGAUGCAAACGUCAUCAUGGGUUUUGCCGUCACGACACGGGGGAAGUGGCCAUGGCACGCUGGGGUUAUCAGCUCUUCAAAGUCACCCUACUGCGGUGGUACAUUAAUCAACCGGAAGUGGGUCCUCACUGCUGGUCACUGUGUGGUCGGACUACGUAAUGGCAAAGUCUACCUUGGAAUCACGAACUGGAAAACCGGAAGGGAAGACGGACAGACAAUACCCGUCGAACGAAUUUGGAUCCAUCCGAACUACACGGGAGGUCCAGCCUACCAGAAUGACCUUGGGAUCAUGAAAUUGAAGGAACCGGCUACACUCAAUAACUUUGUCCAGCCGGCUUGUCUUCCUCCCAGAGGUUACGUCAUUCCUGAUGGUUCUUACGUCACAGCCACUGGAUGGGGUUCCAUCGUGGAGAGCAGUGCAACUCCACCCGACCUACAGGAGGUCCGUCUUCCAAUAGUUCCCCUGGAGUACUGCAGGAACCACUAUUCGCUGGAGCUCCUGGACAGUGUGGUCUGUGCGGGAUACUCAAAUGGAUACACCAGCACCUGUUUCGGUGACAGUGGCGGGCCCCUGGUGUCUUUUAUCAACGGAACCUGGUAUUCCAUCGGUUCAGUGUCGGCAGGGGAAUCGUGCGGUGGACCGUAUAGGCCAAAUAUCUUUACCGGCACCGCCAGUAACUUGGAUUAUAUACUUAAAAUAAUGCAAGAAAAUUGAUAAUUGAUAGCUUAAACAUCUUAUAUUACGACAGACACCUAUAUAGCUAGAUAUUGCCAAUCUAAUGUGAGGUUCAUAAUAUAGUUUAAAGCGUUGUAUUAAAAAAAAUAAAACAUCGUUUUCAUUUUUACCUUUUACCAUCCAUCCCAACAAAGACAGGUAGAGAGGGGAACAUUAUGAAAAGAAAGAAAAGAAUAAGGGAGAAUAUUGACGAGAGAGAGGAAGAAAGUUG
Molecule: messenger RNA, 2447 nt
Organism: Lytechinus variegatus (green sea urchin)
Lineage: Eukaryota; Metazoa; Echinodermata; Echinoidea; Temnopleuroida; Toxopneustidae
Product: suppressor of tumorigenicity 14 protein homolog
Exons: 17
Coding region: 14-2215 (733 amino acids)
Biological process (GO): proteolysis
Molecular function (GO): serine-type endopeptidase activity; protein binding
Source: RefSeq, a predicted model, not a curated record